AUGGCCCCCGAGGCACCAGAUCCUCAGAGCCUGAAGUCAUGGCACGACGCAUUUCAGUAUCCGAUUCCCACGGUCCGCCGUGUGGAGCAGGAGUUGCGCCGGGACAUCGCGAGCAAUAAGGAGAAGCUCCGAGCUCUCGUGGGGAUGAGAUACCGCGAUUUGGUCGGGACUGCCGAGACGAUUGUGGCUAUGAACCGCGAUAUCCAGGAUGUGGAAACCGUUCUGGCCGAUGUUGGGCGCCGAUGCAACCCUCGGCUGGUGGAAAGGAAGCAUGUUCAUGGGAGACAGAUCAAGAGUGGGGAUGCAGAGAAGGAUGCGGAUAAACAUGCCUUUGGCGCUCAGCUUGCGCUCCUGCACAAGUGUACCACAUCGAUCACCAGACUCUUGCGACGCCGCGCAUCUCCUCUGCUGAUCUCCAAGAUUUUUGUCGUCUCCCGACUAUUGCACAAGACAUUGUCUCAGCACGAAUCGGUCCCUCCAUUCCUGGACGAUCUGCGCAAUCAAUUGGCAUCCUUGCGGCGAACCCUUCUCAAACGAAUUGACAAGCGCCUUGCUUCCACCAGCGUAACAGAAGAUAAUAUCAUUGAGUCGCUGGCCGCAUAUUGUCUCGCAACAAGCUCGUCUUCUGAUGAUGCUAUUCACCAUUUCCAUCAAGUGCGCCUGGAUGUCAUUGUAAGCCAGUUGGAUUUGUCUCGCGAGAAUAUCCCCAAGGCACUUCAGCUCUUUGUCCAAACACUGCAGGCUUCGAAGGUCUUGCGACACCGUCAGUUCUCAGACGUGCUUUCGAAAAUCAAGGCUCGACCGAUUCUUGCAGACCCAGAGAUCCGCAGCCUAGAUGGAUUAGAAGUCGAAGUUCUAGGUCGAUGGGUGGCUCCAGAUGUCAAGAACUUCACGCCUUGGAUCAAGUUGAGUGAGCUCAAUAGGGCUGAUGGAGUUGAUUCGAUCAAAGAGUGGUCACGUCAGGCGUUCGAGAAAUUCGCUGAAGGCUGCCAAAAGGGCAUGGCUCACAGUAAUGAUUUCUCUGAGCUUCUUGCUUUGCGCCGGGAAACAGUUGAAUUAUGGCUCUCGUCUUGGGGCUCAACCAUCAUCCAUGGAUCACUUGAUGUGUUGGAGAGACUGCGCAAGAUCUUCAAUGACCAGCUGGCACGAAUCCUGAAGGUCCAAGCCCUGAGUCUGGAAGAGGUCGGAGGAAGGGCUUGCUCUGUUGUUUUAGACUGGGAUAAGAAAGAGCAUGAAUCUGUUGGGUCUCUGUGGGAUGGGGAUCUCAUUGUCGCAGAUUAUUCCAAUGGUGCACAGACAUUCAAACAAACCAUGGCAGACAGACUGCUUGGUCGUGAUGAAGACGUAUCAGCCGUUCUAGUUACGUACAAAGCGUGGCUCACAUCGAUCCGAGAAGUGAACGAGUCUAUCGACUCUCUGCGUCGCAUGCGGUGGACCGAUAUUCUCGUUGGCGGAGAAGUGGAGGAUGAAGAUAUUGACAUUACGCCUCGCCUCAAUGAAGAUGACCCACGUCUUCUGUCUGAAUCUCUGCAUUCCGCAGUUCGAGAGUCAUUUAGCAACCUGCAAACGUCAUUUAGUAGCGCUUUCAAAUCAUUCGGCUCAUCGCAUUCCAGCGAAAAGGCUACUUUCCUGUUGAGGCUCAUUCGGUUGGUACGGCGUGAUAUCCCGACCAGCUUUGUGGCAGGGGACUUUGUUUUCUCAAGUGAUAUUGUUCCAGAGUUGCAGAAAUUGCUUGCCUCAGAAGCCGUGGCCAAGGCCGGUUCUUUGAAGAUAAUACCAUCUUCGAAGACACAUCCACAAGCAGGAAAAGCCAGGAUUGUACCUGGUCGGUCAUUAUGGGAAGGCAACCCUGCCUUACCGGUCCAACCCUCUGCGUUGACUUUCAAGUUCCUGCGCCGGCUCACGUCAACGAUGGACUCCUGCGGAUCAGAUCUCUGGGAUCCCUCAACGGUGCAGGUAUUGAAACAGGCUCUCAAGAAAGAACUAGAGACUGCUAUUACAUCUUCUCUCGAUGAUCUCGAAAGCCCGGACUCUCCAAGCAAAUCCGAAUCUAACAAUGAAGAGCCUAUCACAAAUGGUGACAACGAUGACGAGGUCCAAGAGAAAAAAUCCAAUGGUAACAACAAUACCGAAGAACAAAUUGAAGUUACGCGGGAUUGGAAGAUCCAGCUCUUCUUUGAUUCUCUAUAUCUGUCUAAGAUUCUCGGUGAGCAACAUCAGCUGGCUGAUGUUGUUUCUCGCGCUCAAAAGAGUGCUGAAACUAGUGCGGAUGCUGUGAAGACCAUUACACAGUCAGCAGACGAGUACUGGACUCGGACAGAGCUACUUUUUGGCUUGUUAGCGGAGCAUUGA
This is a messenger RNA of Penicillium antarcticum, 2352 nucleotides long. RefSeq names its product COG1/VPS51 family protein. The record is from RefSeq and is a predicted model, not a curated record. Gene Ontology annotation, biological process: intra-Golgi vesicle-mediated transport. The transcript is spliced from 3 exons. Gene Ontology annotation, cellular component: Golgi apparatus; COG complex. Lineage: Eukaryota; Fungi; Ascomycota; Eurotiomycetes; Eurotiales; Aspergillaceae. The coding region runs from base 1 to 2352 and encodes 783 amino acids.